AUGCCAAAUAUCAGAAUCUGGUUAACUACUUCCAUUUCCGACAACAUUGUUCAACCAGAGUCUUCAUCCGAGGCGCGGAAUGUGGUCAUUAUCAGGCCAUUGUCAUGUGGCAUCUUCGUUCAUUCAUAUCAGAAUAGAUCCGCAAUCUACCUAUUCCUAUGUGCCUCAUUCGGGGGCCCCCCUACAAGGCCGCCCGCUAGAUUGAAAACCUCAUCCGUCAUCGAUAUCUCUCCCAAGCUUACCUCAUCCAUCAGCAGACGUCGAAGACACCGGUUCUCUACGUUUGCGGGAAGCAAGCAAGCAGGGGCUCGGUCCUCCUCUCCCCGGAGAUCAGCCUCCUACCCGCCAACGAACUAUAACCCCUUCAUGUUCCUGCAAGCCCACGCCUCCCACUUACCCGAGUUCGAGCUCGAGAUUAUUUCAGCCUCUGAGCUUGAGCCAAGCCCACCCCAGGAGCCAGCAGCCAGCAUUAAGUCCCUAUUGCUCACCGACACCAUCGCUGCAAUGCUGUGCCUUCUCACCCGCAGCAUCCGCAUCCUGUAA
Messenger RNA from Drepanopeziza brunnea f. sp. 'multigermtubi' MB_m1, 543 nucleotides. The record is from RefSeq and is a predicted model, not a curated record. NCBI's taxonomy places the organism in Eukaryota, Fungi, Ascomycota, Leotiomycetes, Helotiales, Drepanopezizaceae.